Messenger RNA from Harpia harpyja (harpy eagle), 3081 nucleotides. RefSeq names its product adenylate cyclase type 10-like. Gene Ontology annotation, biological process: intracellular signal transduction; cyclic nucleotide biosynthetic process. The record is from RefSeq and is a predicted model, not a curated record. Lineage: Eukaryota; Metazoa; Chordata; Aves; Accipitriformes; Accipitridae. Gene Ontology annotation, cellular component: cytoplasm. Gene Ontology annotation, molecular function: adenylate cyclase activity.
AUGAGGACUAAAUCCGGGUACGAAGCCUCAUUUGGAGCCUCCAAAGACCCUUUCUUAGGGUGCAAGGCCUUAGUUAGGUCGCUGCAAAUUCAGCAACGGGUCGCUGCGCAAGCCUCCCUUCGGCACUGUCCUCCAAGAAGUGGGGUGGCGCUGGCUGCCUCCGAGUCAGCGGCUCAGCGUCAAGGAGGGAGACUGGACCACGGCGAGGAUGGCUGGGCACGGCCAUCUUCUCCUGAGGUACCCCGUGUGCACAGGGCGCUGAUGAUGGCUUCUGCCUGGGAGAGGAACCAUUACCACUCACAGCUGGAGAAAGCAGCAGCUUUCCUCCCCAGUCUCAUUGUUGAGGACUGUCUCAGGAGUGACAAUCCCAUUCAGACUGUCCACGGAGUGCUGCUCUUUGCGGAUAUUUCAGGUUUCACUGCUUUGACAGAGAAAUUCAUCCAGAGGAGCGGCCCAGACAGAGGCACUGAUGAGCUGGCGCAAACCCUCAAUGACUACCUGUGUGACAUUUUGGAGGAGAUGCUGAUUUUUGGAGGAGACAUCUUUAAGUUUGCUGGGGAUGCUGUGCUGGUGCUGUGGAGAGCACCACCCCGGGAGCUGGCUAAGACCAUCAGCCUGCUGCUGCAAUGUAGCCGGCAGAUCCAGAGGAAGUAUGGGAAUCGUGACACGCGCGUGGGUCAGAAGGUCCGACUGAAGAUAGGGAUCUCUGCAGGGCCCAUGGACCUCCUGCUAGUCGGAGACAGGAGGCGGCAGUACUUCUUGAUCUGUGGCCAGGCCCUGGAUGAAGUUCGUGAGGCCGAAGAGCUUGCGAACGCAGGUGCCAUGAGGCCCGCUCUUCCCCUGCCCAGCGGUCCUAAUGCGCACGACAUGCUUAGCAAGUACAUAUCAGAAGCUGCUCUCAGGAAGCUUGAUGACAGAGUGCCGCUGGAACUCUUCUCUGAGCUACGGCCAGUCACCAGCCUCUUCGUCCAACUGCAGUUGACUGCAGGUAUCAACACAGUGGCCAUCCACACCGCCGUCCACGAUGCCAGCAGGAUGAUGCUGGAAAUCCUCUGUCCUCACAAAGGCGAAAUCAACAAAAUCGUCCUGUUUGAUAAAGGCUGCGUGUUCCUCUGUGUGUUUGGCCUCGGCGGAGAAAAGCUGCCCUACGAGAGCAUUCACGCCUUGCAGAGUGCUAGUCAGAUCUUCAAUUCCUGCUCCAUGAUGCUCAUGGAAACAGAGGCGGUGUCUGUUGCAGUUACCAGUGGGACGGUGUUCUGCGGAGUCACCGGCCACCCUCUGAGGCAUGAAUACACAGUCAUUGGCCAGAAGGUGAAUUUGGCAGCCCGGAUGAUGGUGCACUACCCUGGGCUGGUGUCCUGUGAUGCAGUGACCUACGCCUCCUCUCGGCUGCCCCCUUACUACUUCAAGGAGCUGCCGGAGAGAAAGAUGAAAGGCCUCAGUCAUCCUGGCACUGUCUAUCAAUAUGUGGGGAUCACCAAGAAGAGCAUAUUUGGCAUGGGUCUUGCCAAGAAGAGGUCAGAGUACGCCCCCUUACUGGGUCGGGAGAAGGAGAUUGACCUCUUUGGCAGCUGCUUGAAAGCCUACGAGGACUUAGGACAAAGGCACAUCCUGGCAUGAGGGACGAUGGGCUCCGGAAAGAGCCACUUACUUACCGAACUGGCCUAUUUCGGCCAGGCUGCUGGCCACAGGGUAGUUGCCAUGGAACUGCUAGAGGUCAACAUGAAGCAGUCCUUCUGUGCCAUCCGUACGCUGAUGGCCAGGGCCCUGGGCCUCCAGGACUGUGAACAGUGCGGUGCCAGGCAGCACACGCUGCAGACAGAGCUCCGAGGGACAAUUGAAGAGAGCAGCUUUUGCCUCCUCAAUGACAUUUUCCUUGUCGAGUUUCCCGUUUCGGACAAGGUUCGCGAGAUGCGUGGAAUUGAAAGAAAAAAGGAGUUGCACUCGACUUGGGCAAAAGUGCUAGAGAAGACCAUUGGAGGAGAAUUUGGCAUAUUCGUCAUUGACAAUGCCCAUUUCAUCGACCCUGCCUCCUGGAGUAUCAUGUCACCCCUGCUCCGAAAUGUCUCCUACUUCAUGGUCAUGAGCUUAGCGCCGGGCUACGCAAGAACAGAGGGCUUUUGCAAAGCUGCAGCAGACAACACAACGUCCCAGAAAAUCACCUAUCUUCGUCUGGAUGAGCUGAAACCUUCAGCUGCGGUGCAGACAGUCUGCCAGAACCUUAGAGUGGACAGCACAGAUCUAGCGAGGUUCCUGAUCCAAAGAAGCUCGGGGAUCCCGUAUUACUGCAAGGAGCUGCUGGGCUGCCUUCUUUGCAACGACAUGCUCUUGCUCCGCACCCGGAGGCGGGCUGAAAAAGCAGAGGACAACUGGGAGAGCCUGAUCAUUGAGGCUUCACCCCUCGCAGCAACCUCGAGCUCCAGCGCGGGGAAUGAUGGCAGGGUCUGCAUCAUCAGGCCAGACGUGAACCCGGAGAACACGGUGCUGCCCACCACCUUGAAAGAGAUUGCGCUGGCCCAGCUGGACCGGAUAAAGCCACUGAAGCAGACGGUUUUGAAGUUUGCAGCUGUCAUCGGGCCAGUGUUUACCACCCAGCUGCUGUCGCACAUCCUUCCUGAUGGCAUGAGGCACAAGAUGAAUUGCUUGUUGGACAUGCUGGUGAGCGACAACAUCCUUAAGUGGCUGAAAACCACAGAGGUGCCAGAAGAUGUCCGAGAUCCUACCAAGAGGCCAGGCACCUCUCGGCAGGCAGGGAGUGGUGUGGAGAGACCCUCUCCGAGCAAGAAGACCACGGAGCGGCAGUCUGGCGUGCUGGUCUUCUGUGUCCCACUGCCACGGGAGGCUGCCUACGAGCUGUGGCCCGAGAGACAGCGGGUCGCCUUGCACCGCAAGUGCGCCGCCUUCCUGGAGCGGCACGCGCACAAAUGCAAGAGCUGCGGCCAAGGGGACUUUGUUGCCUUCCACCGCUUCACCGUCACCAGAACCUGGGAGGGAGGGAGCAGUCAGGGCCCUGCUGAGCAGGGUGACCCUCACAGCUGGGAGGCCUUGGUGCUCGCAGGAGAACAGCUGACCAUUUGCUAG